AUGACACUCAGAGACGCGUCAGAGACUAAUGACGUCAAACUUGAAGACAAGGAACUUGAUCAGACAGACCUUGCUUCAGUCGACAAUGGAGCUAUGCGAAGUCAUGAUCUAACACCCGAAGAGGAUCGAAGAAUCCUGAGGAAGGCAGAUCUCCAUCUUCUUCCUAUCAUGGCAUUUGCCUACUUCUUCCAGUUUCUCGACAAGACUGCACUUAGCUACACAGCAAUUCUCGGGCUUCGUGAAGAUCUUCAUCUCAAAGGAGAAGAUUAUAGCUGGUCAUCUGCAAUCUAUUACUUUGGGUUCCUCGUCGCGACAUACCCCAUUGCUGGCGUAUUGCUCGUUCGAUUGCCCAUCGCAAAGGUCAUCGCUGUUACCAUGUUUAUCUGGGGAGCUAUCUUGAUGUUCACAGCGCUUUGUCGCAAUUCCAAAGACCUGCUAGCAACGCGAUUCUUUCUCGGCGUGGCUGAAACUGCGAUUGCCCCUGGUCUGUCUAUGAUUGUCGGUAUGUGGUACAAGAGAUCUGAGCAGCCCUUACGUCAAGGCGCUUGGUUCCUCGGGAACACGUCUGCCGGUAUUUUUGGCGGUCUUGUUAGUUACGGCUUUGGUGAGAUCAAGGGCUUUUCGCCGUGGAAGGCAAUCUUCAUCUGUUUCGGAGCUUUGACGAUAGCUAUUUCCGUUAUAGUUUUCAUCUUUCUUCCCGACACGCCUGCAAAUGCCCGUUUCUUGACCAAAGACGAGAGAGCUCAAGCCGUUGCUAGAGUUGAAACAAACAUGACGGGCAUCAAGAAUGACAAGUGGAAGCGUGAGCAGGUUUGGGAGGCACUUAGCGAUCCAAACGCGUGGCUUCUUGUCAUCGGUUACCUCGCCUCAAUCAUCCCCAACAAUGGACUUCUAACAUUCAACACCAUUGUUAUUCAGGGCCUUGGCUUCUCUGUCCUGAAGACACUUUUAAUCAACAUCAUCCCGUUUGUUUUCCAACUGGUCUUUGUCCUCAUUUCGGUCAUUGGAAGUACAUAUCUUCCAAACACUCGCCUGUUAUUCAUGGCUUUCAAUGUUACUACCAGUAUCGUUGGAGCUGUGAUGGUACGUGAAGUUGACCCAGCUCACAAGUGGACUCGCGUUAUGGGUUGUGCUCUCGGCGUUGCCUUUACUGCCAAUUUCCCCAUGACAAUGGCCAUGGUAUCAAGCAAUUUCGCUGGUUUUACCAAGAAGACUACAGUUAGUGCUAUGGUUUUUAUCGCGUAUUGUGCUGGAAAUAUUGUUGGUCCUCAUCUUUUCUUCCCUUCCGAGGCCCCUGGCUACAAGUCGGGAUUCCUAGCUGUUAUGAUUUGCUUGGCAGUGUCUGCUGUUCUCUGCAUUGUUCUACGGUUCUAUCUCAUCUGGGAGAACAAAAAGCGGGACAAUGCUGGGGAGGCCAUAGAGGGAUCAUUGGAAGGGCUCAAUCUUAGCGACAAGACAGAUCGAGAGAUCUCCCAAUUCCGUUACAUCUAUUAG
This is a messenger RNA of Fusarium redolens, 1494 nucleotides long. Its product is annotated as major facilitator superfamily domain-containing protein. Gene Ontology annotation, biological process: transmembrane transport; dipeptide transport; allantoate transport. The coding region runs from base 1 to 1494 and encodes 497 amino acids. Gene Ontology annotation, molecular function: allantoate transmembrane transporter activity; dipeptide transmembrane transporter activity. Gene Ontology annotation, cellular component: plasma membrane. The record is from RefSeq and is a predicted model, not a curated record. The transcript is spliced from 6 exons. NCBI's taxonomy places the organism in Eukaryota, Fungi, Ascomycota, Sordariomycetes, Hypocreales, Nectriaceae.